AUGACCGUCAAUUUAAAACUCAGAUUCUCCUUUUUGCAACCUUACGCCAUUGUGCAGUGCAGACCGAUCAAUCAUUUAUCGAGACUGGAACCAAAAUUAGCAAUGUACCCGAAAGUGAAAGCUGACAACGAAACUGGUAAAUACAAGCAGAGUGGUUCUUGUCUGAAUUCGAACUUUCCCCAAUCUCGUGUCUCUGAGAAUAAUCAAGAAGAAGAAGAUUCACAAAUAUAUGUAGUAGCUAAGAUUCCCAAGGUUUACAUACCAAGUGUAGUAGUCAUUUCUGAAAGUAAAUCCGUAGAAAUGAAUAAGCGUAUCAGAGGAACUGACAUUAAAGCUAAACAGAAAACUAAAGCUAGUCCGAUCCUACGUCCACGCGCUGUUGUAUCAAGUCCCGAUAAUGAUGCAAUGAUUGGGAGCAUAAACAGGAGUGAAGAAAGGAAAGCUAAGAAAGGUUUGAAGUGUGAUGAUAAGAUCUGUAGCAGAGCUUCUCAGCGUAAGCAUAUUGAUACCGAUGUGAGGAAGAUUUCCCAUCGUAUAGUUGCUAAGCAAUCGGGUGUCAAUUCCAGGGAUCACAAAUGA
This is a messenger RNA of Arabis nemorensis, 579 nucleotides long. The record is from the annotation of a GenBank genome assembly. NCBI's taxonomy places the organism in Eukaryota, Viridiplantae, Streptophyta, Magnoliopsida, Brassicales, Brassicaceae.